GCUCUACCUGACUCUCCCAAGCGAAACGGUGCGUUCAAUCCAAGGUCCAUUUUCACGAUCUAGCUCCAGCUUGCUCAACCUCACUCUCCCAAGUGAAACGGUGCGUUCAAUCCAAGGUCCAUUUUCACGAUCUAGCUCCAGCUUGCUCUACCUCACUGUCCCAAGUGAAGCGGUGCGUUCAAUCCAAGGCAGGCAUUAUAGCUACGGUACUGAACAUCCCUAAACUACUGCAAAGAGUAUAAGUUUCGUCUUCAUCUAAUGGAGUUAAGGAGUUGCAAUCAUUUGCACUUUAUCCAGGCCAUUAAAGGUAGUUUUGUGACAAAAAUCCUCAAUGUUACUCGUGGAAGGCCUUCACUCACCUUCAAGAAGUUAGAAGACAUAUAUGAAGUUUUAGAUGCCAAAAAUCAUGAUUUGCUUCCAAUGCUUCAGCCAAAGGACAAGAGUGAAAGUUUGUUGUGUGAUAGUGAUACGACUGAGGUCAAAAGUCCCCGGCUACAUACAGUGGAAAGAAGAACUGUCAAAAGGGAGCCUGAAACAUAUGACUUAUAUUGCCAUGGUGGUGACAAUGGAAUUAACAAUGACUUGGCUGAUUUAGAAUUUAGUGAUAUGACAUUGAAGCAAAUUAAGGAUAGAUGCAAAACAAAGAAAAGGAAACGUUCAAAGUGUGUUAAAUUAAGUAUAGAAACUGCUGAAACUUCCUCCUGUCCAAGACAAGAAUUUUCUGACUUAGAAACAGAUGAAGAAGAUCUUGACCUCCAGGAGCCUCUUAGUUGUUGGAAAUCCAAACUUUCAAAGAAAAUGAAGGCAAAGAAAAAGCAUAUGAGAAAUCAUGCCUCAGCUUCAUCUCAAAGUUCCAUGUCAAUUGCUAUAUCUGAACAGGUCCCAACUGAUACAGUUUUGCCCCAGUCUAGUGGGGAUUUGUGGUCAGUUAUUAAUAUUAAAGUUGAGGAUCCUGAAUCUGAUCACUCAGAUUGCCAAAAUGUCAUGUGUGUUGGUGAUGAUUAUUCCUUGCCUUGUCGUGAGCCAAAGGGUUCUUGUGGAAUGGUAAAUAAUGAAGUGUGUGGGAGAGCUAAUGAAUGUGUUACGGAGACCCAGGUGUCAAUUUCAUCAGUGGAAGAGCCCCAAUAUUGUGUUACUAAUGAAUUGUGUUACGAGUAUAUGGAAUCUGCAGAUCCCAACUUUCUUCAGAUGUUAAGGGCCUCAGGAGGGAAUUCUAUGGAGGUGGAGUCCUUGCCUUGUCAUGAGACAGAGGGUGGUUGUGGAAUGACAACUAGUGAAUUGUGUGAGAGGGCUGAUGCAGGUGUUUUGGAGGUGUCAAUUUCAAAUGAAUUUGUUACGGAGACCCAGGUGUCAAAUUCAUCAAUGGAAGAGCCCCAAUAUUGUGUUACUAAUGAAUUGUGUUAUGAGUAUAUGGAAUCUGCAGAUCCUAACUUUCUUCAGAUUGUAAGGGUCUCAGGUGGGAAUUCUAUGCAGGUGGAGUCCUUGCCUUGUCAUGAGCCAGAGGGUGGUUGUGGAAUGACAACUAGUGACUUGUGUGAGAUAGCUGAUGCAGGUAUUUUGGAGGUGUCAGUUUCAUUGACAAAAGAGCCAGAAUAUUGUGUUACUAAUGAUAUGUGUCUUGAGUAUGUGGAACCUGCAGGUCCCAAGUCCAUUCAGAUUGUAAGGACCUCAGAUGGGGAUUCUGUAGAGGAGGAUAACACAGAAACAACCAGUCACGAGUGCUCAGGUUUUCCUGUAGCAGAUUCUGAGAAAAAGGAAUAUUCCCAUUCAGUUCUGCAUGACAUCUCCCCAGGAACCAUUUCUUCAAGCAUCAAUCAUAGUUCUUACAUUUCUGAUCUCUCUCAAAGUAGUUCUCCUAUGGACGAAAACAAUGAUAUUAACGUUCAAGCACCUCAUAUGAGCAUUUGUAAGAGCACUCAGUUCAUUGAGUUAGGAUAUGGAGGUGAUGCAUGUGUGUUUGAGGAUGACAUUGUGGCUGAUUUACCUUCUAAUCCCAAAGUCACUGUUAUUUCCAGCCCAUCUGGUGACAGUAACUUGAGUCCUGAUAGCUGUUUGGAUUCUGUUGAGGAUAAUUCACCUACAUCUGAAGAGAAGCAGCCCCAAAAGUCUGCCUGUGCUAAUGCAGAAAUAAACAUCUCAGCAGGGAUUCAUCCCUGUGAUGCUACUGAUGAGCUUAUGAUGCCAGUUGAUUUUGAAUAUUGUCAUCAUUCAAAGCCGCAGCAUCCUCCUGAGAGGCUGCUUGCAACCAGAAAGGUCAUUUCUCCAACUUCCCAAGAAAGACUCCGUAAGGCUAUGGAUUCCCUUGAGUUACAAGACAAUGAAUAUCACAAUUGUCGUGGGAAAUUAGAUUUUGAGAAGAAUAAAAUUGGUAGAGUUGAAGGACCUGAUCUGAUCAGGGGUGCUGAACUUGGUAUUAACCCUCAACAAAUUACAAGGAAACGAAAGAAUGAUAAGCGAGGCACCCCUCCCAAAAUUGUUCACAAGGUUCCUAAUCUUUCUGGUGCUGUACCACGUUUUAGCACUGGGUGCACCUCUAUCCAAAGUUGUUCACAGAGUGCCAUAGAAUUCUCACAGCAGCAGAUGAAUGACUUUGAAUGUCUUGCCGUGAAACUUACAAAAGAGUUGAAGUCCAUGAAGGAAAUUCUGGAAGAGAGGUUGCUCCCUGAAGCCUGUCCAGCAUCUUCCUUCAAAUAUAAUGUGGAUAGGGCAAGAAUGGCCAUUAAGAAUGCAACUCGAAUGGAAGAAAGCACAAAGAAAUGGCUUUCAAUGAUGGCAAGGGACUGCAACCGCUUUUGUAAAAUCAUGAGAAUGACUGAGAAAGGUUCUGGUUUUUCUGGAAAUGUUGCCCAAAAGGAAAGGAAGGAAUCUACUUCUGCCUAUGAAGCAGUAGGAAUUUUGGUCAACCAAGUACAGAGAUUGACUGAGACAGGUUCUUCUUCUUCUGGAAAUGUAGUCCACAAAGAGAAGAAGAAAAUUACUUUUGCAGAUGAAGUUGGUGGAGAGCUUUGCCAUGUCAAGUUUUUUGAGGAUGACAUGGUAUCUUUGUCAGAAUCUAUUACUGACACUCAGGAAUUGCCGGUUAAUUAGCUUUGAGAUACUUGGUUGUUGUACAAUAGCAUUUCUGGUAUCUAAUUGAUAGAAGCAGAAGGAAAUUGCUCGAGUCACGGAGGCUUUCCAUAACGCUUACUGCACAUAACUUCAAGGUUGGCCCGAAGCAGUGAUAUCAACCUCCUUUUCCUGUUAUCUACUGAUUCUUGUUCAUAUUUCCAUUUAUUUGCACUGUAUUGUAUGAAGAGAGCUAAAUCUUGACAUUAAGGGAUUAGUGAUUGCUUAAAAGAUAAUUUAUUUGAAGAUUCACUUUUCAUCUGU
Molecule: messenger RNA, 3369 nt
Organism: Quercus lobata
Lineage: Eukaryota; Viridiplantae; Streptophyta; Magnoliopsida; Fagales; Fagaceae
Exons: 6
Coding region: 259-3087 (942 amino acids)
Source: RefSeq, a predicted model, not a curated record